Triplophysa dalaica is the source of this 2397-nucleotide messenger RNA. It is a transcript of the gene hormad1, whose product is annotated as HORMA domain containing 1. The transcript has 15 exons. NCBI's taxonomy places the organism in Eukaryota, Metazoa, Chordata, Actinopteri, Cypriniformes, Nemacheilidae. The record is from RefSeq and is a predicted model, not a curated record. The coding region runs from base 179 to 1282 and encodes 367 amino acids.
GGGAAUCUCGCGCAUUCGACCAGUUGAUGACAAUAAGCGAAAGAGAAGAAAACGUUGAUAUGAGGCAGAUCAUUACUGAUAUAGUCAUUUAGAAUAUAUGUAUAUUUAUUUUACAAUCUUUAUAGAUAAUUAUUGCUGGUCUGUCAUCUGACGUGGUUGACAGUCUGUCACAAUCACCAUGGCAUGUGAACAAAAAAUGUGCUCUCUCAAGAGCUGCCAGAUGUUGCCAGAUGUGGUGACAACGGAACAACAAUCUCUGGUGCUUGUGAAGAAACUUCUAGCCAUUGCUGUCUCAAGCAUCACUUACCUGAGAGGACUUUUCCCAGAAAAGGCCUAUGGAAGUAAAUAUGUUGGAGAACUAAAAGUCCUGAUUCUACGAGAGCAAAGUUGCCCUGGGGCUCAACAGAUCGUGCAUUGGUUGCAGGGAUGUUUUGAUGCACUUCAAAGAGGAUAUCUGCGCAUGGUUAUUCUGUCAAUUUACUGUGAUCCAGACAAUCCACAGAAAGUCACUGAAUGUUACCAGUUCAAAAUCAAGUACACAGAGAAGGGACCUCAGAUGGACUUUGAGAGCAAAAAUGGUCAGAGUAUGACUAAAAUGGCCUGUGACAACACACAGAAAUCUAGCACACUGCUUGUGCGCAAACUUUACAUGCUCAUGCAGAACCUUGGCACGUUGCCUGACAACGUCUGCCUCAAUAUGAAACUCUUUUACUAUGAUCAUGUGACCCCUCAGGAGUAUCAGCCACCUGGCUUUAAGGAAGAUGACAGUGGGACAUUGGUAUUUGAGAGGGAACCAGUGAAUCUGACCAUGGGAGAGGUGGUCACACCUUUUCACAGUCUUAGAAUGAACGUCACGACUGAGCGAAAGAGACUUGAGCCGGUAGAUGCUGACGACGAUGUGGCGGUGUGUGCAAGUACCAAAUGGUCUUUGAAGUUUGAGGAUGAAGUGAUGUCUGAAACCUCUCUUCAGCAGGAGCACAUAAUGAAAGAGAAUGUCAUCACUGAUGCUGGCGUUGAAAACUCAGAGGCUCCAGAGAGCUCACAACAGGCUCACAGAAAUAACAAAGUGGUUCUUACAACAAAUAAAACGGAAACACAGAAGAACACACCGCAUGGACAGAUGGACAAUCUGGUAAAAAAAACAGCUGAUCUUAGGAUGGACAGAAGGAAGACCCGGAGUGGAUGCAUCUUCGAGCCACAGAUCUCAAAGUUUGAGUUCCCAUUAAGCCAAGAUCCUCAGCCAUCUGCACCGAAGAGACGCAAAUUCAGUGUACCCAAAUAAAACUACUAACACACUGACAGUACAUACAGCAACAUACUACCGCAUGCUUGAUGGUUUGUAGUUUUAUUUUGUUUGAUCUAUUCAGUUGACAAAAUGCAUUGCACAAGGUUAAGUAGACAAAACAAAACAAGAUUUAUAGUUGAAGAGUGUGUAUGAUGAGUGCACAAAAUCGUAUGUUUCACAUUUUGUUAAUUUUUCUAAUUGUUAUUGUCUAUCAGAUAAAUUUUUAAUAAAGUCAUAUCUGAGUGCUAGAAGAGUGCAUUGCUGGAUGUUAGUCAACAUUUAAAGUUUCUAUUAGCCCACUAGAUGGCAGCAAACACAUUGCGUGAUGGAAAAAAAGGAUUAAUCCUGUUACAACUGCAUUGAAAUAAGAUUCUAAAAGAACAACAAUCAUAUGUAUUAACAGCUGACAAUUUGCUAGCUGUGCUUAAAGCUGACAGAUAAAUUAAAAAAAUAUUUUUGAAUAUGUUUCUAGAGGAAUACACAAAUUAAUAUUUUUAACCUCAGAGAAGAACUUUAUCUGUACAUUUUACUAUUCCACACUAGAUAUUUGUCAUUUGAUUCAUGGUCCAUGUGUACUAAGAAGUUGGCAAAAGACAAAUGUGUUCCCAUCCCAUAUCUCAAACUCACUUCCGGAUCUGUAAUUUCAGUCUUUUGGACCAGAUCUGUCUCUGUGAUCUGUGACUUUAGAAGCUCCUAUGAGAGGUUAGAGCACUUGCACACUGCAGCUGUUGUUGUGGACCUAAAUCUGCUAUAGUUAAGAUUUUAAUUUGUUGUUUUGUGUGAGAGAUGUUAUGAACGCGAUUCGGCCUUUACUCAUGGAGAUGUACAGCUUGGCAGAGGAGGGUAGGGAGUUGUACUUGGGUUCAGACCAAGCAAUUGAAUUGUGUAAAAAGCUGUUCUAGCUACUGUCAGGUUGUGUAUGUAUGGAGGGGGGGCUGAUAUUAAGCCUGAGGGCUUCUGAGAGGGGGAGCUUUGGACAUUUAGCAGGGGACUGUGAUCCCCUGACCUUGCCAGAAGGGUAGAAAAUGUUUUGCUGCUGAUUAGCAAUUCUUCAGUUUAGCAACUAAUCCUUUCAGCAUACUUUUUACAGUUUGAAAAGAAAACCAACAAAA